GCAUUUGAAGCAGCAUGGGCAGCUGCUUGCAAGGUGGAGGCAUCAACAAUGGUAGUGCCUUCUGGAUCCGUGUUCUUUGUCAAACCGAUCUCUUUCUCAGGCCCCAAUUGUCAACCAAAGAUUGUAUUUCAGUUGGAUGGCAAGAUUAUUGCGCCUAAAGACUCGGGAUCUUGGGGAUCAGGUCUGUUACAGUGGCUUGAAUUCACAAAGCUCACAGGAAUUACAAUUAGAGGGAAAGGUAUAAUUGAUGGCCAAGGCUCAGUUUGGUACAACCCCACAGCCAAAAUGCCAAGCACCAAGCCAACAGCACUCAGGUUCUACGGGAGCUCUGAUGUAACAGUAACCGGCUUAACAAUUCAAAACAGUCCCCAGACACACCUCAAGUUUGAUGAUUGCACAAAUGUUCAGGUUUUCAGCAUGAGUGUUUCAUCCCCUGGCGAUAGCCCCAACACGGAUGGAAUUCACCUGCAGAACUCCAAAGAUGUGGUGAUACACGACGUUAAACUUGCUUCCGGAGAUGACUGUGUCUCCAUACAAACUGGAUGCUCAGGCAUAUUCAUACACAAUGUGAAUUGUGGACCGGGACAUGGAAUCAGCAUUGGAGGGCUAGGGAAGGACAACUCCAAAGCCUGUGUAUCAAAUGUUACUGUCCGAGACUCCACAAUUAGCAACACAAUGACUGGUGUCAGAAUCAAGACAUGGCAGGGUGGCUCAGGCUCAGUGCAAGGAAUCAUGUUCUCAAAUAUCCAACUUUCUGAAGUAAAAACUGCUAUUAUGAUUGAUCAAUUCUACUGCGACGGAAGCAAAUGCAGUAAUAAAACAUCAGCUGUGGCUGUAUCAGGCAUAACAUAUCGGAACAUAAAAGGGACUUACACAGAAAAUCCAGUGCACUUCGCGUGUAGUGACAGCUUGCCGUGCACUGGUGUUAUUCUAAAUACCAUAGAGCUUAAAGCAGUACAAGAAAGCAAUCCCUUGAGCAAUCCUUUCUGUUGGAAGACAUAUGGAGAAUUACAAACAUCGACCGUCCCUCCAAUUGACUGUUUGCAGUCAGGCAAGCUAGCCAAACAACAAAGUUCAGCUCAAUGCUGAUUCCUGCUGAACCUAGCUUAGGGUAAUCAAUACAUAAAUGGGGUUAUGCAUAUUUUUGGACUCCAACAUACUAUAUACAUUAUUCUAGUUGUGUAAUGUAGGUGAUACUAGUC
Messenger RNA from Cornus florida, 1202 nucleotides. RefSeq names its product polygalacturonase At1g48100-like. Gene Ontology annotation, molecular function: polygalacturonase activity. Lineage: Eukaryota; Viridiplantae; Streptophyta; Magnoliopsida; Cornales; Cornaceae. Gene Ontology annotation, biological process: carbohydrate metabolic process. Bases 49 to 1089 code for a protein of 346 amino acids. The transcript is spliced from 5 exons. The record is from RefSeq and is a predicted model, not a curated record.